UCCUGCUACGCGUUCAGGUGACGUAAAUUAAUUGUAGCUUUUUGCAUAAUUGUUUUUGUUUAUAUUUGAAAUUCAAUUCUAAACAUUCCAAGUAAGACAGACGCAAGCCACAAAUAAGAAAAUCACGAUCAGACAACAACUUAAACAUCUCUUUUUUUUUCGGGAGGGAAAUUUAAAAUGUCUACAAGACCGUUUGAUGAUGAUGAGUCAUCUAAAACAGACCCUCCGCGUUUUUGGGACGCAUUAGGGCCAUUUCCCAGGUCAAUGUGGAUUCAUCCUCAUACACCAGAGGACAGCCUGGACAGAGUCUGCGGUAGAGUGUUGAUGCGCUCUGUUUUGGCCAGCAAGGGGGUUUGGCCGCAUUUACCAGAAAAUGCGCAUGUGUUUGCGGAUGAGAACGGUGGUAUCCUGAGCUACACAAGAAGACAUGAUGACAGCCGCACACAGAGAGUGGGGCAACCAGCAUUGGACAAGGUCAUGUUAAUGACUCAGCAUAACAUGACCCAGACUCUUCUGAAGGGGCAUGUCAAUGCCACGUGUCCAUGUUUUGCUGAUGAUAGAUACAGCCAUGGUCAUGAACCUGAGAAGACUAAAGAGAUCAUAAGCCAGGAGGAGGCUAACAAAAGGAAAACUGAGAAGUUUCUUAAACAAAUUCACCUACCUAAACAGGCCACACUGCAAGACAUCUCUGAGGGGCCCUCAAACGAAGACCUUCCUCCACUUCCCCCUCCUGCCUCACCGCGGGCGGACAGGCCACCACAGCAAGCCUCCGUCUCCAAAAGUGGCUCCUAUAAAGCUACUCUCUUAAAGGAAAAACCAAACAUCCAACUGCAUUGUGGCAAACCACAGAGGGCUCAAAAACAAAAUCAAAAAGAACAUCCAAGAGUCAAACCUCAUGCCUCGGCCAAAACAACCCCAAAGAUAAAAACACAAACAGCUCAAGACCUAAUUGUGCAGCCUGGCUCCCCCCAAAUAGGAAGUGUAUGCAGAGAAAAAGUUAUAUUGGAAGGUCAAAGUUCAUCGCCAAGGUGUUCCCAUCUACCCAUGUUUGCACAAUUCCAAAAGGCAGAGGAGCAGAUAAUUCCUAAAGGUCACACAUUUAAAGGUGGAUACGUGGAGCUGGGCAGGAGUGCAGAUGGUGCCCACAUGGCACAGACGCGGGCUGGCAGCAGUACCGGGAGCGUGCAGAAUGCAGCUGGCCCUCUUGAUAAUGCCAAAAGCCAUAUAUACCACAAGGAUGCCACUGUCGCAAAGACAAAGGCCACAGACAUAUCCAUUACAGAAAAUAUGGAUGGAAUCCAGACUUGGAACAGCAGUGAAAGGUGUCCCCUACGAAACGCCCCAGUCUUUACAGGCACGGGUCAUGGCCCUCAGAGCCUGUGGUUGUUGCCGGCCAACUGUUUCCUGCGGUUUCCUGAGGUGUUCCCCAUGAAUAUGGUUGUCAACCCCCUAUUUCCCUCCAAUCUUCUGCCUGCCCCAGGAUUUGGCCUCAAUCCAUACUAUAUUGUUGGAGGCUUUUCCCUGUGGUCUUAUCAACAUGGAAACUGGCAAUGUAAAUCCGUCAGCAGCUGGCAGACGGCGCUUCACGUGCACAGAGAACGUUCCUCCAGGGUUCACAGCAGUAGAUGUCUUCACAUUGUUCUGACCACCUGUUUUGUUCCCUCUUUUUGUUGUUUUUGUUGUUUCAUCUGUUACUGUUUCUCUAAAUCAUAACUUGUCAUGUACUCUAUAUUGUAUACAGGCAGUUUUUAAUAAAGCAGGUACCUCAGAUAAAA
This is a messenger RNA of Megalobrama amblycephala (Wuchang bream), 1775 nucleotides long. RefSeq lists its product as uncharacterized. Lineage: Eukaryota; Metazoa; Chordata; Actinopteri; Cypriniformes; Xenocyprididae. The record is from RefSeq and is a predicted model, not a curated record. The transcript is spliced from 7 exons. The coding region runs from base 178 to 1713 and encodes 511 amino acids.